AUGAGUCAACAACAACAAGAAGAAUAUAAAAGUGUUAUUAUUACUGGUUGUAACAGUGGAAUUGGUUUGGAAGCAGUGAGACAAUUGUUGAGAGAAGAAUGGGAUUCGAAUAGAAAAACUAAACAUAUUGUAAUGGCAUGUAGAGGUGUUGAGUUAUCAAAUAGUGAAAUGGAAACGUUUAUUCAAGAUUAUUUGAAGGAACAUCCUGAAAGAAACGAAACUGAACUAAAGAGUCAAAUUACAGCUUUGAAACUUGAUUUGGCAUCGUUCAAAUCAAUUCAUCAAUUUGUUUCAGAAAUCAAAUCCUUAAUUGACAGUUCCAAAAUUCCACCUCUUCAUUCACUUGUUUGUAAUGCAGGUUUACAAUAUGCAAACAAAUUAGUUUUGACAGAAGAAGGUUAUGAGGCCACAUUUGGAGUCAACCAUCUUGGACAUUUCUUAUUAAUUAAUUUGUUGCUUCCAUUAUUUACAAAGUCAACCAAUUCAAAGAAUAGAAUUGUAAUUGUAUCAAGUGAUACUCACGAUAGAACAAAAUUUACAGGAAUGCCAGUUCCAGAAUUUGAAACCGCUGAAAAGUUAGCAAUCAUUUCCACUGAUUCUGAUACAGAGCAAGAUAAUAGCAAAUUGGGUAGAGUUAGAUAUACUACAUCCAAGUUCUGUAAUAUUUUAUGUGCCUAUGAAUUGGUUACUAGAUUGCAAUCUCAUCCAAUUUAUAGAGAUCAAUUUACAGUCAAUUCUUUUAAUCCAGGUUUUGUUCCUACUACAGGUUUAUCAAGAGAUUAUAACAAGUUUUUGAGAGCUAUUGCAAGAAAUGUUUUACCUUUAUUGAGAUUUGUUCAUAGUGGUGUUAGAACAUUGGAAGUUUCUGGUUAUGAUUUGAAACAAUUAAUUAUUGAUAGAAAUCUUGAAAACGUAACUGGAAAAUAUUUUGAUGGAAGUAAUAUGAUUGAUUCAUCACCUGAUACAUAUAAUACUACAAUUCAAAAUGAAUUGUGGGAAGAUAGUAUCAAAUUAAUCAUUGCAAAAUCUGAUAUCAUCUCAAAAACAAACUUCUUGUAA
Messenger RNA from Naegleria gruberi, 1059 nucleotides. RefSeq lists its product as uncharacterized. The coding region runs from base 1 to 1059 and encodes 352 amino acids. The record is from RefSeq and is a predicted model, not a curated record. The transcript has a single exon. Lineage: Eukaryota; Heterolobosea; Eutetramitea; Acrasida; Naegleriidae.